Sciurus carolinensis (gray squirrel) is the source of this 6285-nucleotide messenger RNA. It is a transcript of the gene Ppp1r16b, whose product is annotated as protein phosphatase 1 regulatory subunit 16B. The record is from RefSeq and is a predicted model, not a curated record. Gene Ontology annotation, cellular component: cytoplasm. The transcript has 12 exons. NCBI's taxonomy places the organism in Eukaryota, Metazoa, Chordata, Mammalia, Rodentia, Sciuridae. Gene Ontology annotation, biological process: establishment of endothelial barrier; regulation of sprouting angiogenesis. Gene Ontology annotation, molecular function: enzyme inhibitor activity; protein phosphatase regulator activity; protein binding. Bases 387 to 2093 code for a protein of 568 amino acids.
GCAGGUCACACCCACGUGCUCCCACUUGUUUCGCUUUCCUGGCCUGGGAGACCUGUCCCCACAGACCUGUUCCUAGGGCAAGACCUGGUCGCGUCCCCGGACGUCCUGGGAAGCCUGAAGGCUGACAGACUGAGCGCGGGUCCUCAAGGGUCUUGCCAAGUUGCCUGGGCUGGCCUGGAACUUGAGAUCCUCCUGCCUCAGCCUCCUGAGUUACUGGAAUUACAGGUGUGCACCACCGUGCCUGGCUCCAACACUGAGUAUUAAGGAAGCUUAAUUUUUGCCAGUCUGGUCCCACCAUGAGGCCCCAGCCCCUCCGGAGCCCCCGUGCUCCGCCGGCCCUGGGCGCACCGCGCUAGCCCGCAGGGCACUUGGGUGGCGUGGUGGCCAUGGCCAGCCACGUGGACCUGCUGACCGAGCUGCAGCUGCUGGAGAAGGUGCCCACGCUGGAGCGGCUGCGCGCCGCCCAGAAGCGCCGGGCCCAGCAGCUGAAGAAGUGGGCGCAGUACGAGCAGGACCUGCAGCACCGCAAGCGCAAGCACGAGCGGAAGCGCAGUGCGGGCGGCCGCCGCAAGAAGGUGUCGUUCGAGGCCAGCGUGGCGCUGCUGGAGGCCUCGCUGCGGAACGACGCCGAGGAAGUGCGCUACUUCUUGAAGAACAAGGUCAGCCCUGAUUUGUGCAACGAGGAUGGACUCACAGCCCUGCACCAGUGCUGCAUCGACAACUUUGAGGAAAUUGUCAAGCUGCUUCUUUCCCAUGGUGCGAACGUGAACGCCAAGGACAAUGAGUUGUGGACACCCCUGCAUGCUGCAGCCACCUGCGGCCACAUCAACCUGGUGAAGAUCCUCGUUCAGUAUGGGGCUGACUUGCUUGCUGUCAACUCCGAUGGGAACAUGCCCUAUGACCUCUGCGAGGAUGAGCCCACCCUGGAUGUCAUUGAGACCUGCAUGGCGUACCAGGGCAUCACCCAAGAGAAAAUCAAUGAGAUGCGGGCGGCCCCUGAGCAGCAGAUGAUUGCGGACAUCCAUUGUAUGAUCGCAGCGGGCCAGGACCUUGACUGGAUCGAUGCCCAGGGUGCCACACUGCUGCACAUAGCUGGAGCCCAUGGAUACCUGCGGGCUGCUGAGCUCCUCCUGGACCAUGGAGUGCGUGUGGAUGUGAAGGACUGGGAUGGCUGGGAGCCCCUGCAUGCAGCAGCCUUCUGGGGACAGAUGCAGAUGGCAGAACUACUGGUGUCCCAUGGGGCUAGUCUCAGUGCCAGGACAUCCAUGGAUGAGAUGCCUAUAGACCUGUGUGAGGAGGAGGAGUUCAAGGUCCUGCUGCUGGAGCUCAAGCACAAGCAUGACGUGAUCAUGAAGUCACAGCUGAGGCACAAGUCGUCCCUGAGCCGGAGGACAUCCAGCGCAGGCAGCCGUGGGAAGGUAGUACGUCGAGCCAGCCUGUCGGACAGGACCAACCUGUACAGAAAGGAGUACGAGGGGGAGGCCAUACUGUGGCAGCAGCGGAGCGCAGCCGAGGAUCAGCGCACCGCCACCUACAACGGGGACAUCAGGGAGACGAGGACAGACCAAGAGAAUAAGGACCCAAACCCCAGGCUGGAGAAGCCUGUGCUGCUCUCAGAAUUUUCUACCAAGAUCUCCCGGGGUGAACUGGAUGGGCCUGUGGAGAAUGGCCUCCGGGCCCCGGUCAGCGCCUACCAGUAUGCACUGUCCAACGGGGAUGUCUGGAAGAUGCACGAGGUGCCUGACUACAGCAUGGCCUACAGCAGCCCCAGCGUGGCCGACGCUGCCCCACCCUGGAGCAGCUACAAGGAGCAGAGCCCCCAGACGCUUCUGGAGCUGAAGCGCCAGCGGGCUGCCGCCAAGCUGCUCAGCCACCCCUUCCUGAGCACCCACCUGGGCAGCAGCAUGGCCAGGACCGGGGAGAGCAGCAAUGAAGGCAAGGCCCCCUUGAUCGGAGGCAGAACUUCACCCUACAGCAGCAACGGCACCUCGGUGUAUUACACGGUCACCAGUGGAGAUCCCCCGCUCUUGAAGUUCAAGGCCCCCAUGGAGGAGAUGGAGGAGAAGGUCCACGGCUGCUGUCGCAUCUCCUAGUCCCAGUGUGCCGGAGGAGAGCAAUGCCGCGGGGCCAGGCCCCUGGGAUCCGGGCCAGCCCCACUGCCCUGACUGCGGAGGCCUCAGAGGGCAGCCUGGGAGAGGUGGGCUCGGCUUUCCAGAGGAAUGCUGCCCCCAGCCCUCAGCCGGCUGCCCUCCGCAUCCCCGCUCCCCUCACUUCUGCUUCCUGCUGCAUCGUCUGCCAUCUGAAACGCAGUGGCCCUGACUCACUCUGCCGUCAGAUUUGGGGAGGGCGGGCUUGGGAUCUUAGUUCUGUUCUUGAUAAAGGCUUCUGGGGACCAGUCUUCACACACACACACACACACACACACACACACACACACCACACCACACACUCAUGAACUGUCAAUUCACACGUUCAGGAAUGACCUGGGCUCAUGGAGAGCAGGAGGGGCUGAGCAUUUGUGGGCCAUUCCCAAAAGGAUUGAAGUGAAGACAGUCUUGGCACAACUGCCGUGGUGGCUUAAAUGGGAGGAACCUGCUAAGCUGAGGCCCACAGUCCUGCCCAGGGUCAUACCAGGGUCCUGGGCCACCAUCCACACCCGGCAGGGACAGGAAGUCCUCUCUGUGUCCAGGGGGAGCCAGGAACCUCCAUGGGUUAGACGUGGAGGACACAGACCUACUCCUGCAGCCUCACUGAGAGCUGCCCUCCUGUCCAUCUCAGGACACAGGAGCUGCGUGACCACCCAGGGGCUAAGUGGAAAACCAGGCCAUUCUACUCCAGUUUUGCUCUUGGUAGACGUAUGAAGGGGUGGGCUGGGGAGGGAUGCAGCAAAGUCAGUGUUUCCAACUACAUUGGAUGAAAACAUUAUUUUAGGCUGUAACACUCCAGGUUUCUCCCAUGAUGGUGUCAAGAUCAGGUUUACCCAUUGGUGUUGGAAAGACGAGGCGAAGCGAGGAGUUUUGUUGGGAGGCCUUUUCCGGGGAGAGAAGUGAGUUAAUUUCUGAGAACAUUUCCGGUUGGCAGUGACAGAACCUAGCAUCCUAGCCUGUCUUUGUAAGGGAUUUGGGUCAUUCUGGUCCAGCGCAUCUCUGCCAGCCCUCCUUAGACUGAGCCAUCAGAGUGAGCUUUUGGGCCCCUUGCACCCCACUCCUUCUGCCUUACACAUCAGUCAGGUAUGCAGAGUGAAUGCUCAGGACCCCAGGCCCAGCUUUGUCUUUUCUGGAAUGCUCAGUGAGAGGAGUUUGCCAGUUGGCUCUUGUGAGUUCCUGCCUGACCCCAGGGCUCCCAGCCUACUCCUACCGGGUGGCAGUACCUCAAGGCUACAAAUCCAAGGUGCCCGUGGCCAACAUCCUGUACUGCUUUCAGGAGAGCAGAGAUAGGACUGGAGGUGGACUUCUCCCUGGCCCUACAAUGUCAUAGCCCCAGUCUUCCUGCUGCCGGGGAGGAGGGCUCCUGCCAUCUCACCAUCACAUUCUCUCAUGACCCCCUUUGAAAGUGUUGCCCAUGAGUCAGGCUCCACCCGCAGGCUUUGCCAAAUCCUAUUGGUGUAACUGACAAGCUGCAGGUUUGUUUCCUGCCCUGUGCGCCUUUAUUCAUCCUAAAACUACCUCCUUAGAGCUCUGAAGGAGCCCUCUUGGUCCAGAUUCUGAUGUGGGGAACAGAUCAGGGUUCCCUUUAACCUCCUUCUUUCUGAGCCUAUGAGAAUUCUCCCUGGGUCAGGGGACUGGGGCUGGAGGAGCCCCCCUCGUGCCACAGCCUAGUAAUGGGGUCCCCUCUUUGUCAUUUUCAGUCCUGUCUGUGGCUCCCAUGGCUUCUCUUUCCCAGAGAGGAAGCAGGACCACAAGGGAUCUGGUUGAUGCUUUACCAGGAGCAGAGCAGCUGGGCCAGAGAGUAGCCCUGGUGGCUGCUGGAAGCAGAUGGGGGUCUCCCAGCACCAGGUCUCCCCGUCCCAACUCCUGAACAGAUGUAAUCUAGGGCGGAGAUGCAGCACUGGAGACCGAAGAUAGGUGUACAUGACACCUCUCACAUCUCUGGGGUCUGGGAGUAGGGUCUCCAUCAACUCAGCAUAUGGCAAAAGCAGGGGAAUAUCCAAAAACCACGCUUUGGGCUCUACUAACACUGAAAUGCCUCUGUGGCUGACGUGGCCUAUAAGGUGGAUCGGGCUGAGGGUAGCCGCCCUCCCCAGGAGACAGCUGUGCAGGUGUUCUGAUCUUCCUGAGCAGGGGCCAGAGACUACUGUCCACAUUGAACCCUCCCGGCCAUUCCCUCCUUCCUUCUCUCCUUCUUCUGGGUCAUUCCUCUCUACCCAGAAGGCUGGGAAUCCCAGCUGAUUCCCCCAUAGGAGCUGUCCUCAGAGAGAAGUGACAGGAGCUGUCCUCAGAGAGAAGUGACUCCUGGGCUUUAGCUCUUGUUUUCCAUCAGGGAUAAAUGUUCCCUGUUAGGACUUCAAGUCCCUGGAGAGCUCUCCCUGUAGGUCUCCUGAAUGUUGAGGGAUGAGUUGGAGAACAGCUUCCAGGAUCAUCAGUUCAUUCAUUCACGAAACUUCCUGAGUAGCUGAAACAUACCAGGCACUAUGGCAGGUUCUGCAGAAGAAGGAGGAACAAAGAUGGAGUAAGGAGAGCCCUUCCUGGUUUUCAUCAUUUGAGGACCACAGGCAUCAGUAGCCCUACCUGGUUCACCUGAGCAGAGGGACUGCAUCCCAACCCACUGUCCCCAGGCUGUUCAGCUUCUGGAAUCCUUAAGAGUGUGAAUCCUUUUAACUGGGAAAUACCUUCAUGGCCACCCCUGGAUAACAUUUGCCACUGAGUGAAGAUGCUGAAUCUAGGGUCCCAGGCAGGCACCAUCCCAAGUCCGUCAGGAACCUUCAGAGUUAGCUGCCUUUGGGCCAGCAUCCCUGGGGGGCGGGGGGAGGGAUUGUAUAAUAGCAGUCUGAGGUCAUUGUCUAGAAGAAUAAGGAGUCUGCAGUUUUGCUGUCAAAUGCAUCUCUGGUCCUUAAAGUCGUUGCAUCUUGCUUAUCUAUCAUUCCCCUACUCCACCAGUGGACACUGGGAGGGAAGCAGCCACUACUUUAACAUCAAGCCUUUCCCAUGACUCAGCUUCUCUCCCUGGCGGGUGUGGAUCAAGGAGCUGGGAGAAACUUGGCACGGUCCACCCGAUGCCCAGCUCCUGCUGAGACCCAGGUCUGGUGGCAAUUCCUGGCAGAUUGAUGGAGGCUAUUUCCAAAGCAGGUGCCGCCUGGCUUGCUGUGAGCUCUGGCUCUUGCUCCCACCUUAUGCACCAAACAAUUGGAAAUUGUUAGUGGUUAUCACCAGAUUGUGAGUUUCCGGUCAGUAGCUCAGGGAACCUGAAUGAACCCUAGGCCCAGGUCUACUGAAGACUUCAGGAUAUAAUUACAUCAACUAUACAGCUCUACACUGUUUGAUCAGUUUUAGAAAGCUUCGAAAAGUAGACAAAGAUGUGGCCCCUGUCCGGGCCCACCACAAAUUUGCUGACUUUGUAAUAACAUGCGACUCUUGGUUCUUGGUGUCAGACACUGAUUCUGAGCUCUCUCUCCCACCUGCUCUCCCAGAGCAGGAUGCUGGGGUAGUUUCCAGAAGGGCACUCCUUCCAAGAUGCCCAGAAGGACUGUGUGUAACUCCUGCUAUUUGUAGCCUGGGGUUAGCCUCCCCUCCUCAAGGGCACACAAGACCAAAGGGUCACAUGGUCAGUGGACAACUCCGCAGGAGUGACUCCCUUUGCCAGAAGCUAUGGUCCUCUCUAGUUUGGUUAGAGGGCCUGCUUCCAGUGGGCAUUGCAAGUGCCACUGUGCGGGGCCUGGCUCUGCACACCCAGGAAAAGUCUGCAGACCCCCAGCCCUCCGCAAUAAUUCACCAGACCAGAAGCCACUGAUGUACAGAGAACACUUAAGAAAAAUGUAUUUUAUGUGAAAAAAAGUUAAAACUCUGUAUACUGUAUCAGCAGCUUUGUGUAAAAAAUGGCAAUCAAGAGAGUCUAAUAUAUUUAAAACUUUUUUUAAAAAAAAUCCUCAUGGAUCUUUGAUAUUGUAUUGAAGUAACUUCCUGGUAACUCCUCGCCAUGUGGCAGUGGCGGGCCUCAUGUCCAAGACUGGGUUCAACCACAUCCUGAAGGGGGCACAUGCCCCUGGAGUUGCUUCCAGCUGCCAAGGCCUGUAACGGAAUUCGCUGUUAAGAGUUUUUAAUUAAGAUUAUUAAAUUCCUUUUAAUAACA